Messenger RNA from Centrocercus urophasianus (Greater sage-grouse), 2233 nucleotides. It is a transcript of the gene MCUR1, whose product is annotated as mitochondrial calcium uniporter regulator 1. The record is from RefSeq and is a predicted model, not a curated record. Gene Ontology annotation, biological process: calcium import into the mitochondrion; positive regulation of mitochondrial calcium ion concentration. Gene Ontology annotation, cellular component: mitochondrion; mitochondrial inner membrane. The coding region runs from base 32 to 841 and encodes 269 amino acids. NCBI's taxonomy places the organism in Eukaryota, Metazoa, Chordata, Aves, Galliformes, Phasianidae. The transcript is spliced from 9 exons.
CUCUCUUCGCUUGUCGCUGGGAGCGGGCGGCAUGGCAGCGAGGCGGGCGCUGUUAGCGCUGCGGUCCCACGGCGCCCUCCCGCCCGCUUCCGCCUCACGUCACCGCCUCACGCCCGCCCGUCCGCGCGCGGUGGCCGCCAUUAGCGGCGGCGCGGGGUGGGUGCGGCGCCGCGGGGAGAGCGGUGUGAGCAACGCCGUGCCUUCAUUUUUACGAAGCAAGGACAGCGUUUCCUUGCUGGGAAGUAGGAAGCUUUUUUUUGACACUCACGCCCUGGUGUGCCUCCUGGAAGGACAUGGAUUCACUACUCAGCAGUCGGAGGUGAUUGUGUCUGCAUUCGUGAAAAUCGUGAACACCAACCUGGAUAUGAUUUACAAGGACAUGGUGACCAAAGUGCAGCAGGAGAUUGCUCUUCAACAAAUUAUGUCCCAUAUUGGUGGAUUGAAAAAGGACAUGAUUAUAUUGGAAAAAAGUGAGUUUUCAGCACUUCGGUCAGAAAACGAGAAAAUAAAACUGGAACUCCAGCAGAUAAAGAAGCAAGUCAUGGAUGAAAUUACCAAAGUUCGUGCAGAUAACAAACUAAACCUAAACCUAGAGAAGAGCAGAGUAAAAGAACUGUAUUCACUUAAUGAAAGAAAACUACUUGAAAUGAGGACAGAAAUAGUGGAACUGCAUGCACAACAAGAUCGAGCUCUGACCCAAACAGACAGAAAAAUAGACACAGAAGUUGCUGAUCUGAAAACAAUGCUGGAAUCGCACAAACUCGACAAUAUUAAGUACUUAGCAGGUUCAGUAUUUACAUGCCUUACUGUAGCACUGGGAUUUUAUCGUCUAUGGAUGUAAUAAAGCAUCACUUUAAAGGGACUUCUACUGUCUUGUUUUCUGACAAUGAAAAAAAAAUAUCUUUGCUUGAACUUCAACCAAGUCUUGAAUGUGUUAUUUAUUUUUUUGUGAAGAAGACUGUACUGAGAAUGUAACCAAAGACGUGCCUGGAAACAAACUGUACAUAUGUCAUGCCCAAUUUGAACCUUACCUCUGAACAAAGCACUGUGCUGUUUUCCUUCAUUCUGAACUGCAGUAUGCCUUGCUGUUGCAAAGUGCCAUAUAAGCAAAGACUGACAUUCAUACCAAUUGUAUGGAGCUGCAUGCAGUAGGAAUUACCUUUUGUUGUCUGUUCAGACGUGCUUACCAGAGUCAGUUGCAUCUGUUGGACUGGAGUUGUGAUUAUUAGUAUAAAACUGAAACUAAAUGUUUUGUGGCUUGGAAGCACUCUUGUUUAAGUAGGAUUUGUGUUAACUGAAUCAUGCUUGCUUUUCUCCUUCUAACACUUGAUCAUACAGUUACUAUGAUCAAAUAUGUCUUGCCAUUUUUAUAACAGUACAGUCAUCAGCUUCUUUUUUCAGAUGUCCAUCGAAUCAAUCAUCUUUCGUGAGUACUGUGUAAUGGUAGCAGUGUUUGCUGCUAGUUCUGCUUUUAAUCUGGCUGUAGGUUUUUUACUAACUCACCUUUUUAUACAUAAGUUUCUGAUACUCAUUCCAUAUGCUAAUUUUUAACUUAACCACUGUAACUGGGAGUUUGAAAUACUGUAAAAUACACUGGUUUUACUUUAUGGCUUGAUUAUACAAACUCUCUUGUGCUGCUUCCUUGUUGGAAAGGAAUCGGUGCUUCUGGAAAGGAUAUUUUUUUAGAGAGUGGUUCUGAAGCAGUAUCAUACAUGAGGGAACUGCAGUUUUGUCUGUCUUCUGUUUGUUUUCUUGUCUUAUUAAAAAAAAUCCUAUUGGUACUUUAAAUGUGGAACUUGGAUAGUGAUAUAAUGGUGAAAGUGGUAGUGGAGAUCUGUAAGGAUAUUUAAACUCAUUCUGAGCAACAGCUUGUGAACUAGCAAAUGAAAGCUACAAAUGAAAGCAUCCAGUGUAUCCAGGUACAUAUACCCAUCAUUCUUUCAUUCAGGAAGUUACAGGUUUAGUAACAGUCAUCUGUGUUCCUCCAUGUAAGGGAAAUAUUGUAAAUAUUGAAAUAUAGGAAAAGAGAAUGACCUAUGCACUGGUAAUAAAUGCUGUCACAGGGCAGUCUGCCUUUGUUUAAUGAAAGUAAAGCUGUCUGGUUACCUUGUGUCUGUGUCAUAAAAGCUAUUUAACUUCUUUGGUGGUUGCCAAUGCAGACUGAUUUGAGGACAAACAGAUGUAUGACUGUGGAUGCAAACUUGAAAUAAAGAAUUUCAUAUAUUUCAUAGAA